AUGAAUCAAGAGAAGAAGUCGAGAAACAGAGCGAAGAUAAUGGAACCAAACAAACUCAUGCGGAAGAUCCGGGUCAUCUGUUACGACCCGGAUUUGACUGAUUCAUCAGAUGACGAUGAACCCAACAAAAAACCCUUUGGGUCAAAGCGGAUUGUCCGAGAAAUAAAGAUUCCGGUCGGCGACGGCGGCGUUUCCGGUGGCUGUACGCCGGUGAUGACAGCGACUAAAGAACAGGAGACUGAAAGUUCAUGUCAAGAUAGCAACAACGGCGAAAAAAGUUGCGGGAAGAGAAAAAGAGUUUCGACAAAAACCCCCGGUCAACCUCGGCCGCCUUCCGCCUCCAAAUACAGAGGCGUCCGGCAGCGGAAAUGGGGAAAAUGGGCGGCGGAAAUUCGUGACCCGUUUAAGCAACGACGGGUAUGGCUUGGAACUUAUGAUACUGCCGAAGAAGCGUCCAGAGCUUACGAAGUCAAAAAGCUGGAGUUUGAAGCCAUGGCGGAAGCUUCAAAGGGUGGUUCCAACAUCGUCAAAAGCACCACCACCACCACCACUACCACCAAAGCUCCGUCGUCCGCCGUUUCUCAGCUUCCAAAACCAGCCAUCUCCGAGGAAUCAGUAGGUGUAAUUUCUCACAUUUCACCAUCUUCACCGACUGAAUCAUCCUCCAUUUCUAGAAAGAUAAUCUCUUCCGCCGGAGCUUCUGAAACCUGCAACGCGGAAAGCAAACUCGCAAACAAACCCGAGCCACCUCCGGCCGCCGUCGGAUCUCCGGCGAUGGAAGAAACCUUAACUCUAGCCCAAAUCGGUGAAGGGUUAGACAUGAAAUUGGAGCUGGAUUCCAUUUUCUUCGACAGUUUUGCUUCACCACUUGACGGAUUUGGUGAUCUUGAUGAUUUCCAGCUUUGCGGAUUUGAAGAUAACGAAUCUUGCGAAUUACCAGAUUGGGAUUUUGACGAAUUGAAUCCUGAAGAACUUGCUUGGAUGAACACAUUGAGGGUCGAUGAGCCAUUGAUGAACGAACAGCCGCUUAAUAUCGCAUGCCUAUAA
This is a messenger RNA of Lactuca saligna, 1047 nucleotides long. The record is from the annotation of a GenBank genome assembly. Lineage: Eukaryota; Viridiplantae; Streptophyta; Magnoliopsida; Asterales; Asteraceae.